This is a messenger RNA of Cimex lectularius (bed bug), 1218 nucleotides long. RefSeq lists its product as uncharacterized. NCBI's taxonomy places the organism in Eukaryota, Metazoa, Arthropoda, Insecta, Hemiptera, Cimicidae. The transcript has 2 exons. The coding region runs from base 651 to 953 and encodes 100 amino acids. The record is from RefSeq and is a predicted model, not a curated record.
UUGAUGACCGCAUCCCGAUCUCGAACAUGCUAGUCAUUAUUUACUGUGCUCCGAACCAGGCCUCCAGCUAACAAAUGCAGGUUUUCACUUAGAUGAAAGCUAGCGAUUCUGUACAGGUUUUGUUAUAUUUAUUUCAAUUUAGUGUUUAAUUUGUAUGUAAUAUAUAAUUUCUAUUCUAUUCUAUUGUAUUAGUUUUAAGUCAAAAUUAAGCGUCACUUAGUUCCAACUACGACCAUCUGGGAAAUAUAGUUAGUUGUUAUACUGUUUUUUUGAAUGUUUUUCAGUUAUAUGCUGUUACUUGGUAGUUGCAAUUUUUAUGUUGUUGAGUAACGUAUCUCUCUGGCAUUUGGAUAUUAUUUUGAGUAUUUGGCUGCGGUUUUUUGGUAUGUUUGAAGUGUUUGAAUUGAGUGUGAUCUCGUUUUGUCGGAGGGCGAUAGCUAGCGGCUCGGUUCCUCGGAUCGCCAACUCUCCCAGAAUCAAUAGCUUCCUCGUUAUUAUCUACGCCGUAAAUCUCCGUCGGACUCUUUCAUUAAAAGCUGUCAAAGUCGAAACAGAGGGCGAGGGAGAGCGAGUAGUGACGUCACGCCGGUUACAAGAUCAGUGGGACGGCCUGUAGACGUUGUCAAUACCGGGGUCCAUGGAUUCCUCGGAUGGGCGGCGGACGCAUGCGCCACGUCUACGCUUCUCCCUCCGGCUACAACUGUAUUCCGUGCUGUAGAGGAGGAGCCGCCGAGCCGGUCCGGCCUCGCCGCGCCGCACUCACCGCACGCCACUCGCCACUCGCCGCGCGCCUCCUCCGCUCCAGACACUCGCGUACGACGCUCACCGCCCGCCCUCCGACAAACCAACGCACAAGGUAUUGUCCGCCGAUGAGGAUCAUGCGUGGCUCUGCUCCGGACCCUUAUCAUUCUCUUGUCCAGUGUUAUAUGCAAAUCUACUGGACGGAGAACUGAUAAGGGCCUGUAGACUUUGAGCGAUCUUCGGAUCAUGCACCCCUGAACAGGUUCGGCUCCUGCAUCUCGUUACUUGUUGAAUCGGGCCAACGGCCGAGGCUAUUUGAAAGUUAAGUGAUCCCUGGGUCGUCCCAAAAGGGAAAAAUAACGGCCUAAAAUAGAAAAAGUGCUGGUGUUUUGAACUGUACGCAUGUGUAUUCUGUUUUUAAAAAAGCAAACUGUAAAAUUUCUCGAUGCAAUUAUAAUUAUAAAAGGUUAAUAUAAU